This is a messenger RNA of Numida meleagris (helmeted guineafowl), 1679 nucleotides long. Its product is annotated as zinc finger protein 883-like. Bases 108 to 1463 code for a protein of 451 amino acids. The record is from RefSeq and is a predicted model, not a curated record. The transcript is spliced from 5 exons. NCBI's taxonomy places the organism in Eukaryota, Metazoa, Chordata, Aves, Galliformes, Numididae.
CCCCCCCAGCACCACGCGGGGCCGCGCGCCGGGGUCCCCCGCAACCCCCGGCUGGGGGGGUCCCGUUCCCGUCCCCAUCCCCACUGCGGGUGGGUUGUGUUUUUUUUAUGGGGGGGGAGGUCCGGGGGACAAGAGCUGCGCCAUCACUGGAGCCCCUACUGCCGCCCCCCGGCCCCGGUGAGCUGGGGGGGAAGGGGGCAAAGCCGUGGUCAGCGUUUCCCCGUCUGAGCGUGAUGGAUGCAGAGGGGGGGCCGUCCGGCCCGGACCCCCCCCGGGAUCCCGAGGGCACCGCCGCAGCCCAUCCUGGCAGCGAGGCACCGGGUCGCCCUGCAAAGCGGUGUCGGAAAGCGGCAGCAGCGCGGCCCCAGAGCGGAGCUUUGGGGCACCCACGGGCUCUGGGGCCGCUGGAGGAGCUGCUGGGGUUGCGGGGCGGCCGGCUGCGCCCCACCAUCUGCGGGGAGUGCGGGAAGGGCUUCAGCCGCAGCUCGGACCUGGUGCGGCACCGCAUCACCCACACCGGGGAGAAGCCCUACACCUGCGGCGCCUGCGGGAAGGGCUUCAGCCAGAACUCCAACCUGGUCACCCACCAACGCAUCCAUACCGGCGAGAAACCCUUCAGCUGCGGGGCCUGCGGGAAACGCUUCAGCGAGAGCUCGGCGCUCAUCCAGCACCAGCGGACCCACACCGGGGAGAAGCCCUAUUGCUGCGGGGAGUGCGGGAAGCGCUUCAGUGUCAGCUCCAACCUCAUCCGCCACCGGCGCACCCACACCGACGAGAAGCCCUAUAUCUGCGUGGAGUGCGGGGAGGGCUUUCGCCACAAGUCCCAGCUGCGCCGGCACCAGAAGCUGCACUCGGGGGAGCGCCCCUUUAUCUGCAACGAGUGCGGGAAGAGCUUCAGCCACUGGUCCAAGCUGCUGCGGCACCAGCGGACUCACACCGGGGAGCGGCCGAGCACGUGCGGGGAGUGCGGCAAGAGCUUCAGCCAGAACUCGCACCUGGUGCAGCACCGCCGGACGCACACCGGGGAGAAGCCGUACCGCUGCGGGGACUGCGGGAAGAGCUUCAGCUGGAGCUCCAACCUCAUCCAGCACCAGCGCAUCCACACCGGGGAGAAGCCCUACACCUGCGGGCAGUGCGGGAAGAGCUUCACGCAGAGCAAAAACCUCAUCAAGCACCAGCGCACCCACUCAGGGGCCCGGCCCCACCGCUGCGGGCAGUGCGGCCGCGGCUUCGCGCAGAGCACCAACCUGCUGAAGCACCAGCGGGUGCACGCCGCCUGCAGCCAGCCGCCCGCCUGCCCCGAGUGCGGGCUGAGCUGCUGCGACGGGGCCGAGCUGGAGCUGCACCGGGCGCAGGCGCACGGCCACGAGCCCUACAUCUGCGUGGAGUGCGGGGACAGCUUCGCCAAAAGCGCCACGCUCAAACGCCACAAGCGCGUCCACAAACCGGUCUUCAUGCACUGAGCUGGGGGGCACGUCCCGCCUGGGGACGGACUGGCUCAGGAUACAAACCCCAGACCACGAGCCUGUGGUGAACGUGUAGGGUUGGACCCUACAGGUGUAUAUAGUGUGGGGUGGGGGGCGUGUAGGGUAGAAGUGCCGCGCCGGCAGGAAGGCGAGGGGCCAGGAUGUGGGGCACGGUGGGAUGGCUGUAGAAUAAAGCACUUCUGUCUGGGGGAA